CCAGCCCAUCCUCAGAUCACCUGAUUGUCGCACAGCCAUUUUGUCUCUGGGAGUAAAACACAAUAUCAAAUACACCGGAAUAAAAAAUUUAAAAAGCCGAUAAAAAGGAGACCGAAUGAAUUGACGGAACAAAUCUUAACUAAAUCAGUUACAUUUAGCGUAGUACUCGUGCGUAAAAUUCACAUUUUCGCCACCAAAUUCGAGAAAAAGACUAUUCUGAUUUUGCUGUCUGUGUGUGAGAUUCCGGAACCCGAAACAGUUUGAUAAACCAGCUUUGGAUAUUACCUGUUUUUUUUGUGAGACACGAUUUUUUUUUUUUUUAAAUUGUGUAUUCCUUACUUUAGAGUUAUUUUUUUUCUAUUUCAUUUUUAUUAUGUUUUUGUUUGUGUCUUGAAAGUUUUUUUUUUAGACGGGGCAGUUUAAUGACAGUUUAAGUUCUGUUCAUUACGUUUUCAGAUCUGUCAAAAAAAGACUCCCAGGCCUGUGCUGUGUCUACCAUCCAGUGUGCUCACCGUACCAAAAUAACAUAUCCGUCAUUGUUACUAACAUUUAUAUAUGUUUCAGUUUAACUCAUUUUCUGAAAACCGGCUUGUUUCAUCUCUAUUUUUUACCGUCUUAUGUAUUGCGUUGGCGUCUAAACCAUUUUUUGUUACCACCGUUUGCCUUUAAAAAAAAAACCAAACCGGAACACUCAUUUUAAAAUCUGCAUUUAUUAGUGAUUUUCUUUCUAACGCCUGUCUGUAAAUAUGUCGGGGCAGUCAAUAACAGAUCGGAUCGCAGCGGCUCAGCACAGUAUGACUGGAUCUGCAAUUAGUAAAGCGGUGUAUAAGGCCACCACACACGAAGUCAAUGGACCCAAAAAGAAGCAUAUGGAUUAUCUGAUCCAUUGUACAAACGAGAUGAAUGUGAGCAUCCCUCAGCUGGCAGACACUCUCUUUGAAAGGUCUGCGAGCAGCAGCUGGGUGGUCGUGUUUAAAGCACUGAUCACAACCCACCACCUCAUGAUGUACGGAAACGAGCGUUUCAUCCAGUACUUGGCUUCCAGAAAUACUCUCUUUAACCUAAAUAACUUCCUGGACAAAGGUGCAUUGCAAGGCUAUGACAUGUCUACCUUUAUCAGGCGCUACAGCCGGUACCUGAACGAAAAGGCCCUCUCCUAUAGGCUCGUCGCUGUGGACUUCACCAAAAUGAAGAGAGGAAUCGAUGGAGUUAUGCGCACCAUGAAUGCAGAGAAGCUGAUAAAGACCCUCCCGAUUAUUCAGAACCAGCUGGACGCACUGUUGGAUUUUGAAGCGAACCCCAAUGAGCUGACCAAUGGGGUGAUCAACACUGCCUUCAUGUUGCUCUUCAAAGACUCCAUCCGUCUCUUUGCAGCGUACAAUGAGGGUGUCAUCAACCUGCUGGAGAAAUACUUUGACAUGAAGAAGAACCAGUGUAAAGAAGCCGUGGAAAUGUAUAAGAAAUUCCUCUACAGGAUGACCAAGCUGUCUGAGUUUCUCAAAGUGGCUGAGCAAGUUGGAAUUGAUCAUGGUGACAUUCCAGAUCUUACACAGGCCCCCAGCAGUCUGCUGGAAGCACUGGAGCAGCACCUGGCUUCUCUGGAGGGCAAGAAGACCAAGGAGUUCUCUGCAGCCAGCAGAGCAAGCACCCUGUCCAGUGCCGUGUCCACUCUGUCCAACACAGGCAUGUCCUUCAGCAGAAUGGACGAGAAGGAGAAGCAGCAGGCUCUGGAGGAGGAGCAGGCCAGGCUCCAGUCCCUCAAGGAACAGCGUUUGAAGGAAAUCGGGAUGCAGACUCCAACCGUGUCUCCCAUUUCCCAGUCUGGGGGCAGUGCCAACACCAGCGCCACCACUGGCUUGGACCUCUUCUCAACCCCUGCCACUGCUCCCUCCACCAACAGCAUGCCAAACCUUGCCAGCGACCUGUUCGACCUGCAGCCUGCGUUCGUCCCAACAGUGCAGAGCACUCCGGCCAUCUCCACCUCCGUCAACACUGCCUGGGGAGGUUUGGACCCCCGCUCCAUGCCACAGACUGUUCCAUUAUCCGCAAUGAAUGUAGAUUUCGAUGCUGUGUUCGGGACUAAAGUUGCCAAUAACGAUGUGAAGACCACAAGCGGGUUGGAUCCGCUAGGUGAUCUCCUGAAGCCCACAGUGUCGACACAGAGCAGCUCUCCAGCAGUGGGACGGCAGCAGCAGCAGCAGCAGCAGCAGCAGGGAGGCAAGCUGCUGGCUAACGACCUCGACUCCUCCCUCGCAAGCCUCGUGGGCAAUCUUCAUUUUGGUGGUGCACUGGCCAAGCCAGAUAUGCUGUGGACCCAGCCUGGGGAGAAGAAGCUGACAGGCGGUACGCACUGGCAGUCUAAAACCAUGUCCACCACCACCGCGUGGAACGCGACGCCCAUGGCUCCAGCACCCGUGGCAGUACCGCAGAUGAACGGAGUUCUCUAUGCUGGCUAUCCAGUACCAGCACCCAUGGCAUACCCUAUGGCAGCACCUCAAGUGCCUAUGUAUGGAAUGGGAAUGGUUCCCCAGCAGAUAGGAACAGUCCCCAUGAUGGCCCCUCAGCCCAUGAUGUACAGCCAGCCGGUCCUGAGACCUACGAACCCCUUCGCACCCGUCCCUGGAGCACAGAUGCAGUUCAUGUAGAGAAGACAAAGCCAGCUUGUUGAAGGCAAAAGGAACCCCAAAUAGAGCGAGGAGAGGCGAGGAGGAAGCGGCACAGAGACUCACAACUGUUGCUUUCCUACUGCUCCAGUAACUCUUAUUAACCUGCCCCCCUGCGCAGCACUGGAGCCCCUGUCUGAAACAGCCACCUCGCUCUUGGUCUGCCAGGCUCUUUUAUAGUAGAGUCUGCUUUUAAAAUGGUAACCCUGGCAUGUAAUGUCUAACAGUAUUUCUUAGAAAAAGAACACCGCAGGUCAGAAAAGAAUGGGAAUGUGUUUGUGAAAGAGACAGCAUAUAUCCAUGCACUGAAUACCCUCAUUGGUAGAGUUUGUGUGUAUUUCUAUCUGCUGGUCUUAGCAGGUGUAUCGGGUCACCUCACUGAAACUACACCAAUCCCGGAUUAGAGGUGCAGGUUUUGGGGUUACUGGGGUGUACGGCUUGACCAGAUGUUUUGUUCUAUGGCUAUUUGGCUUCUUGAACGCCUCUCUUUCCCUUGUAUUUGUUUUCUCUGAUCUUCACCCAUCUGUCUGUUUGGGGCUUGGGUGUCUGAGAGAGUUUAGUGACCUUAACAAGGUACUCGCGUCACUGGUUCCCCAGGUGUUUCGGUAUCUGGAGUAUUUGAAGAGACGAAGUAUCUGUUUGGGUGUGGAUACCUGAAUUUUGUGCUUUUAUCUGCUGGUGUUUUUAAAUACCAAUGCAUUUUCACCUGGGCAUGGGGUAGGGUUUGUCCUUUAGGAAUGUACCUGGUGUUCAAAAUGUGCAGGUUGGUUUUCAGAUUGUAUAAAUCUAAGAUCCUUUAAGUGUUGCCAAACCUCCUUCAAAUCUUUUUUUCUCCUUUCACUGUGCUGUUGAGUUCCACUAAUUCUCUUGCUUGAGUUUUUUUUUUUUUCUUCUCCAGUAUCUACAAGAUCAGGAGCUGCCAUUGAGAUUCUCAUAUUAAGGGCAUUACAAUGGGGGGGGGGGGAAUGACUGGACAGCAUUCAAGUGCAAGCUGUAAUCACCCACCCAACCCCCCCCCCCCCCCCCCCACCCAACCCCCUGUGUUUACUCUAUAGAUGUGGCUGUUGCAGACAGGUUAUAGCAGUGUAAGGGUUGGACUGUUUCAUUGUGUGCAUUACUGAUGAGCUGUGCACUGUUUUGAUCCUAACCCUAAAAGGGUCUAUUUCUUCCUUGGUAGUAAUUUGUUGUAAUCCAUGUAUGAGCUACAACUAGGACAGAAAUAAGACUCCUUGACUAGCAGUCUGAGCCACUCCAGGUGUUACUGUGAGUUUAAUGGGACUCGGUUAUAGGUCACAAGUUCAAGUGGCAUUGCUCAAACUGCUGUCUGAUGGGAGUCCUAUUUCCAUCCAUGGCUGGACACUGUUGAAGACAUGCUGUGAGCAGGAUGGAAGAAUCUCAGUGUUUUUACUUCCCAUUUUCUCUUGAGACAGGCAUUGUAUCUACCAUUUAGCCCAGUGUCACUUAGAAAGCACUAUAGGAAACAGCAAAAUACUCUACCCUCACUUAAACUUAAUCAAUCAAAAUGAGGUUGCCAAAAACACGUGUUAGGUUGCCAUUACCCCCCUUUACUGUACCCCCACAUUGUCCCUUUGCCAGAGAGAUGUUUUAUACCACAGCACACCCUAGUGGGAGAAUUGUGGCAUGAGUAGUUUGUCUUCUGAAAUAGAUCUGUACAGUGCUUGACUUUUGAUUAGCAACAACUGGGGACAAAGAGCCUGGGGAUAUAUAUAUACACACACAUAUACAUAUAUAUUUUUAUUUUAUUUUGUAUUUAUUUUUUUUCAGAUGAUAAUACUGUUCAACCUAGAUAGUGCCACCGGAAUUGUAGUACAGCGUUCAGCACAAGACAUAUAUAUAUAUAUAUAUAUACAGUAUAUAAAUAAAUACGUAAAAACUGCACAAACAAUGCCAUUCGCUGGAAUAUAAAGAAAACCAAGCCGAAGUGUCACCUUUUUCUAUACAGGAAGUUUCUAUUCGCAUACACAGGAUAUGUAUAGUCGAUGUACAUGUAUGUUUGUACAGUAUGUGUCUGUGUUAUAAAAACCUGCAGUAUCCCCAGUAACCUGUGUUCUGUGGUAUGGCUGAUUCCAGACUGCAGGAAUUCUCUUUCACUGUACAGUAUGUGUUUAAGGUUAGAGGGGUGUACCUCCACCUUCUUUCUAACCUGGCCGUUCCAGGGCUGCACACUUCUGAUCCCGAUUUGCCGUAUCUAGGUAGUUUUGAUUUUUUUUGUUGCCCGAACCAUAACCUGUCAAAGACUGAGAGCGGUGCCACAAAAAAGCUCUGCAGAUUAACAAUUUAAAUGUAUUGUCCUGGUUGGAACAAAAACCUGAACUGGACUUGCUAUAGAGGAAGGUGGAGAGGGUCACUAUUGGGCAGCCCUGCUGUAGUCUGGUGUUAGUUUAGGACCUGGCUAGGCAGGCCACUCCAUUCCAGUCCCAUUUUAAAACAGAUUUAUUAAAUAAAUAUGUUUAGGUCAUACAACAAGGUUGGAACAAAGAUCUGGACUGGACUAGCCUAUUCUACCUGGUAAAGCCCCCCUGCUGUAUGAGAUCCAUGUUUCAGUCCACAGCACCCCUUGCUGGGAAAGGUGGAGCUGGUGUUUCCCCUGGUACCCCCUUUUGACCCCCUCUCCCUUGCACACGGAUAUUUGAAUACAUGCUACUUCUACAGGGAUAUCCCUGCCUGUCAUGCAUCAGGGAAGAUCUUGAACUGCGCUUCUCUUCAGUGUUGUAAAUAAUUACUCAGGAUGUCGUCGUCCUCAAGCUUCUUAUCAUCUGCGAACGUUUCUACAGUUUUCAAUCCCAGUCAGUAAAGGUUCAUUAAAAGGGGAUACUGCGGCUUUUUCCUUUUACAUCGGAUUUUUUAUGGCAAAAGAUUCCUGUGCUUGGAAGAUGCAGUUCCAAGAUUUUUGGAUGUAUUUAUUUACAAUAAAAGAGUUGACAGGUUUUAAUGCCAUGUAGAAAAUGGGUUUUUGGGGGUUUUUUUUAAUGUAAUCGUGAGCUUUUACUUUGUACGCAUUGUGUUUUGUUUUUUUUUUUUUGUUUUUUUUUUUUAUAAAGACUGGUUUAUUCAAGAUUCUAAAGGUCAUUAUACAGUAUGUAUUUUUUUUUUUUUUUUUUUGUAAGAGCCCAACAAGCACGUUCUUUAGUUUUGUUUCUUUUAUUUCUUUCUGUGUUGCAAAUGUACUUCUCUGCCUUUUUAAUUAAAGAAGAAAAAGCCUGCUUCCAUGAAGGAACCGGAAAGGAACGUGCGUGCGGACUGUGAGGGUUCACUGCGUGUUCAGCCAAUGACCUGACCUUUCCAAGCAUUGUUGGCGGCAGUGUGACUUGGCCUGGGAGACGGGGGGGGGGGUCUUUGUUUAUAUAACAUGUGUUAGUAUUUAGUUCUAAUUCACCCUGUCCGCUACACAGUGAUGUCCUGCCAAGCUGUCAAAUUAGGUCCAGUUAGGAAACCCCCACAGCCCAAGAUGCUUUUCCUUUCUGCUUCCAUUUUAAACAUGUGCUGAUCAUGGUGUGCAAAGAAUGCAGACGAGCCCAGUGUCCCAGGCAGGUUGCCUGGGUGCUCGGCUGUACUUUGGAAGAUCUGCAAUGGUUUGUGAAUGGGCAGUAGCUCUUUUACUACGUCACUGGUCUGUGUGUACCCCCACCACCCUGUCCUCUCUUCAUUUCAUUCAUGCUGGGUUUAGUUUAGACUCCAGGACUGGCGGGUGAUCUCCUGGAAUCUGUGCAAGCAUUCAGUAGAUGCUGGAGGGCACUGACACCUGUUUACAAAAUACAGCUUUUACAUUUAACUGUAGCAUAUUAAGGAAAACAACGAUUUAAUGAAAGCACAAUUGAUUUCUUGUGUUUGAGUGCUGGUGCCUAGAAUUAACAGAUAUACACGCGUAUGGUUAAAAAUAUAUAUAUAAAUAAACUGGUCCCAGUAUAACCUACUGGUUGUAAGCAUGCAGGGUCCUUUGCUGGUCCUAUUAGGUCACUGCUCUGAGUACACUCUAAUGCUGUAUCAGGUGGGAAAGGAAUAUACUGGGCAACCACUAAAACCUUAACUUAAACUAUUGCAAUCUUUGCACUUAAAGUUGCUAUACGUUGGGUUUUAAUAUUAAGUUGGUACUGAGGCUGCAGACGCCUUGCUGGUUUUGUCAAUUCUUUCUAAAAUGGCAGACAGUGUUAAUUGUAUUAUAUCUGUCUUUUACGAUUGAAGUACAUAAAUAAACAAUGCUGUAUAUAAAGGUGACUCCAGAGCUGGGGUUUUUAAGCAAUACCAUGUGAUGUUAGUUUGGAGAGCUUGAAGAAUUCAUCAGUGAGACAAAGGUGGUUUGUUACACAUCAGGCAAGUGAGUUAGCCGCUUCAGUACUGGCUCGUAGGAACAGCCUGGCACUACUACGAAUCUCCCAUUCCCAUUGUGAGCACACAAACUACCUUCCCUUGAAGGGCUGUUACUGUACACUGCUCUGCUUUGCGCAGGCCUUCUCAUUGCUGUUGGAAUGCAGAGUCUAUAUUUCAUUACCUCAUGCUGCUCAUGUUUGCCUUGCAGUUCACUCUCUACACAAUUGCACAAUUCAGGGGGAAGUAAAAGUGCUCUCUAUCUUUUUAUCUCCCCCCCCCCCCUUUGCAGAGUGGUCUGAACCUGCUCCUGGUUGUAUGUUAAAGCUCUCAUUAGGAGUUGAUUUAGUAAACUGGUACAAAGUGAUACGAUCAUACAGUACUUGUAUAGAAACAAGUGUGACGUCCCAAGAGUUUUCCAGUGUCCCUGUGCUCUGUGUGUGGAUUCGUUUUAGUGCAAUUGGCAGUGGGGUAGUGCAAAACGAAUAAAGUAGGCAGUCGAGGUAUAGAACCUGAAAUUCUCCAAAUCUAUUUCCUUAAAGACACCUGUACGAUGUAUGCAGCCUGACUUCAGUAUUCACCUGGCAUUGUCUUUGCCUGUCGAAUGCAAGUUGCCAGCUCCUUUUGAUAACUUUCUGAUUCCAAAGCAAUAGCCUGGUAUAGUGACCUAUGCCAAAGCAAUAGCCUGGUAUAGUGACCUAUGCCAAAGCAAUAGCCUGGUCUAGUACCCUUACAACUCGCCACCUUCAUCGUGGGUACAUUCAAGUACUGAGUAGCUUUCGUCAGUGAUCUGGUAGAUUGUGAUAAAGAGAGAAAUAUCUGAAUUCAGUAUUGGGGAUGGGAUGGGUGUAAACAUUACAGAAAGGAAUAUUUGAAGCUACUUACCCUUUAAGAGAUGGUCAAGCCCCUGCUUCCCUUCCUUCUCUGUUUUGUUGGUCAUCUUUUCCUGUGUUGUUGUUUUUUUUUUUUUUUAAGUUAAUUGAGCCGCCUUAAGACAAUAUUAAGUAUAAACUUCUUCUAAACUAUUAUUGCUAAGUUGUAUAACUCUCUAAUUCCUUCUACAUGGAGUUUGUAUUGUUGCUAUGCAUUUCUGUGAUAGGGUAGUGUUUUAAAGGGUAUUGCCUGCUGUGUUGGGGUUAGGGGAGGGGCAUGUGUUCCUAUGAAUUGUUGCACUGUGGAUCGGUGCUUAUUGUACAUAAAGAUUGUGUAAGUGUGUGUGUGUGUUUCUUUUCUAGGGUAGUUUGGUGUAAACAGGGAAACCUAUGAAUGCAGUGUGCACCAGCCACAUGUUUCCAAUUUACACAGAUUAUAUUUUUAAUUAAUGCAAAAUGUAUGUAUAUGUUACCAUUUAUACAUUUAACAGCAAUGGACUAGUUCUGAAAAAGUAAGUAAAUCAUUAGAUCAUUUAAAACCAUUAAGACGUGUAUUUGAUUCUGAAGUUUCAUGUAGUGGUGAGUACAUUUAUUAUUUUUGCUGCAUAAUAAAAAAAACAUUUUUCCUAA
Acipenser ruthenus (sterlet) is the source of this 8491-nucleotide messenger RNA. RefSeq names its product phosphatidylinositol-binding clathrin assembly protein-like. The transcript has 20 exons. The record is from RefSeq and is a predicted model, not a curated record. Gene Ontology annotation, cellular component: extrinsic component of presynaptic endocytic zone membrane; synaptic vesicle; clathrin-coated vesicle. NCBI's taxonomy places the organism in Eukaryota, Metazoa, Chordata, Actinopteri, Acipenseriformes, Acipenseridae. The coding region runs from base 747 to 2645 and encodes 632 amino acids. Gene Ontology annotation, biological process: synaptic vesicle budding from presynaptic endocytic zone membrane; clathrin-dependent endocytosis; clathrin coat assembly. Gene Ontology annotation, molecular function: phosphatidylinositol-4,5-bisphosphate binding; clathrin heavy chain binding; SNARE binding.